Messenger RNA from Andrographis paniculata, 1694 nucleotides. RefSeq lists its product as uncharacterized. Bases 85 to 1452 code for a protein of 455 amino acids. The transcript is spliced from 8 exons. Gene Ontology annotation, biological process: UDP biosynthetic process. The record is from RefSeq and is a predicted model, not a curated record. Gene Ontology annotation, molecular function: UMP kinase activity. NCBI's taxonomy places the organism in Eukaryota, Viridiplantae, Streptophyta, Magnoliopsida, Lamiales, Acanthaceae.
AGCAAGGGCCCCUAUCGCCCGGGCCUGUCCGUCUACUCCGCUCCGUUUCCGUCAACUUGACGCCGUCCAUGGCCUCUUGUGGCGAUGACUUUUCCUUCCUCGACGACCACCAAAACCCUAACCCCGCCCAACCGCCUCCGCCUCCGCCUCCGCCACCCAAACCCCACCCCCACCCUACCAGAUCAACCCGUACGACCACGACUCCGAUCCAUUCGAUUCCGAGCCCGAUCGGAAUCCGAUUUCCGGAAAGCGCUCAUCGAUCGGGAUGAAAUCCACAGCGGAACGCCGAAGAGGUCGAGAUUGCCUUCGUCGGGAGGGAGCGGGGACUACAGGAAGGAUCGGGAGGAGUGGAGUGAUACGGCGAUCGGAUGUUUGCUCGAGGCGUAUAGCGAGAAGUUUGUGCAGUUGAAUCGGGGGAAUUUGCGAGGUAGGGAUUGGGAGGAGGUGGCGGCGAUGGUGAGCGAGAGGUGCGAGAAUCAGACGAAGAGCGUCGAGCAGUGUAAGAACAAGGUUGAUAAUUUGAAGAAGCGGUAUAAAUUGGAGAGGCAUCGGUUGAGCAGCGGCGGCGUUGCUGCGAGUCAUUGGCCGUGGUUCAAGCAGAUGGAGCAGAUCGUCGGAAAUUCUCUUGCCGCUAAAGCUGCUGCGGAGGAGGAGAAGUCGUCCGUCGGCGUUGGUGCGUCCUAUUCCGCUAGACAAUCCAAAAGGUUAGGAACAUCGAUCAACAGUACCAGUGUUCAAAUUAACAACGCCAAAUUGAAGCCAUCGAACAAUCUCAGACGACGAAGAGUGGUGUUCAAAAUUAGCGGUGCUGCUCUAGCUGGAAGUGCUGCUGCACCUAACAAUGUAGAUCCAAAGGUGGCAAUGUUGAUUGCAAAAGAAGUUUCAUUAGCUUGUUUUGCUGGAGUUGAGGUGGCUAUAGUUGUUGGUGGUAGAAACUUCUUUUGUGGAGAUUCGUGGGUCACCUCUGGAUUUGAUAGGUGCACUGCAUAUCAAAUUGGAAUGAUGGCGAUGAAGAUGAACUCCAUACUGCUGCAAUCCACACUAGAGAAAGCAGACGUGCAGGCACAUCUGCAGAGUGCAUUCUCUAUGCCCGAGGUUGCCGAGCCUUACAGCAGGCAACGAGCAAAAGGGAAGGGUUGUAAUAUUCGGUGGCAUUGUAGCGGGCACCGGGAAUCCAACUCUUCUCCACAGAUAAAGCUGCAGCAUUUAGAGCCUCUGAGAUGGAUGUGGGCUACUAAUGUGGCAAUAUACUUCAACCAAGCGACACUGAUCAAUGACGGAGACAAGAAUUUGUGGGGAUGGAAUGAGGAAGAUACGGAAACACAUCGGCCAUUGUUUCCAUUUUCGAAACUAUGUUCUCUCAUGCACUUGCCGUUAACAGUUCCAAGGCGACUCACUAUUCUCUUAGUAGACGAAGAGAACUGGUCUAAGGUGUGGAUACAUCACGGCUAAGGAUGUUCUUGAAUUAGUUGAGGAACAGAUCCUAAAGGGUGAAAUCGUUGAGAGGCUUUGGAGGGGCCAAGUGGGUACUACUAUUGGCAAAUCAAGUGCGGCCUUAUUUGAUAACCACAACCCACCAAGUGGGCUUGAUACAGUUAAAGUUAAACAAAAAAGAGAUGCCACCUGGAUUGUGGUUAUUAUAUUAAGCAUCACUUCAUCUGCUACUAUUGCUUAUGGCAUCUACCGAAGAAGAA